Messenger RNA from Falco peregrinus (peregrine falcon), 3197 nucleotides. RefSeq names its product transmembrane protein 81 (gene TMEM81). The coding region runs from base 1386 to 2171 and encodes 261 amino acids. The record is from RefSeq and is a predicted model, not a curated record. Lineage: Eukaryota; Metazoa; Chordata; Aves; Falconiformes; Falconidae. The transcript has a single exon.
UUUUUAGUGUGGCACUUGGUGGAUGAUCUCUUUUCAAGGGAGGGGAGUAAAUCUGUAGUCGUAAUAAAAGCCCUGUAUACCUGGGUGCAGCCUGGGCGCUCAGGGACAGGCGUGCGAAAGGGGAGCUGAACACAAAGCGUGGUGGGCGUAGAGGGCACCUCCAGGGAAACUGAAUUUGGAAAAUACAUGUACUAGAUCUUCAGAAGUCUCCAAUUUAAUAAGUGAAGAAGUGUUAGGAGGAGAAAGAUGGAUAUUCAUUAGCAGAGCUGUUAAAGAACAUGGCAAUCCAAAUCCUUUCUGCAACCUGCUUCAGCUGCUGGUAAGGAGAUGGUGAUUAUUGAACUACCUUGACCAUAGUUUGAUUGCUCCGUUAAAAAUAUGUAACUUCUGAUAUUAUUUUUUUCAUUAAGAACUUUUUUCAGUAACAUGUUAUUCUUUGGGGACACUUGAGUACUACGUGGAUUACACUGACAUGUCUCCAAGCAUUUUGCUGCAGUGGCAGCAUACGAGUGGUUUGUGUUUUACAGAUGCAUCAGCGGAACGUGGAAAUCUCUGAUUUGGCGUUGGUGGCUGAGUCCUCAUCUCGGAGAACUCGCUUUGGCUUUAGACUUAGGGGAGUUCUUUGUUCUUCCUUGGAAGGUUUGGGGCCGCAUUCUGACCCGGGCAACAGGACUGUGAUUGUGAUGCUGGCACUGUUCCCUAGAAACAUGGGCUCGUGGAGAUGCAGGCCCUGCACAGAGAUGGACAUCAUCGGUGGUAAAAGUCGGUUCAGAUUGCCUUCGGUUUCAGUGCCAUCAGACUGUCUAGAAGUUGAAAUGUUUUUGUGGUCUUAGUAACUUGGGGUGUACUUUAGGUCUUGAGAUAUGUGUAUAUAGGACAGGACUGUACAGGUGCUGCAUAAGGAAUUAGGAUUUCCUUAUGCUCAACAGCAUUAUUUUAAAGGUUCUAGUAGUGAUUACUUUUUUUUUUUGGCAGUUUGGUGGGAAAAUCAAACUGGAACAGUACUACUUUACAGUGGAAAUUCAUCCAAAAUAGUAUGUAAAAUCUUACAGAGAAGGGAGGAGUAAAUCUUUUUUAAAUUGUCAAAUAUAUCAGAGUUGCUGGAAUGGAGUGGAUUAAAAUAUUUGGCUGCCCUGUUACAAGAACUGGGAUUCACGAUUCACGUUCGGACUGAUAGGCUACUGCGUUGCAUCUUUUUUAGUGGUGGUGGACUUCGAGCCUGUCUUGUUGGAGGAUUUUUCCUAACGGAUUAGGUCUUGAAGAUGAUGCUGAUGGGAUUUCAGAAAUCCUAAGUUUGAAGAUUUACAGUGAAUUACUUUUGUGGUUUUUUGACUGCUGAAUUUGCAUGGCUUUAGAAAGUAGCACACCUGAUUGAUAACCCUGAUAUGGAGACCCUGGGGACCAGCCGCAUCCUUGGGGUAUUACUUUGUGCUUUCUGUCUACUGUCGGCUUCCUUCGAAAAAGUUACCAUCCCGGCAGAGCUGAAGUCUGCUGUAGUGAAAAUUGUGGUCAACGCCACAUCCUGCAGCGUCACCUGUGGACUGGGCGUCAAACUGGAGGAGAUGUGCGAGAUGACUCCCGCCGGAGAGAGGAGGAAUUGUACCGUGCGCAGGUCCGGCUGCCUGACCAGUUGGGUUUGUGGCUUGCUCCACUUCACUCUCCCUGCGGGCAAACCCUUCCAGUUCAGCUGCCUGACCUCGGAUGCGGCCGGCUUUGGUAGCCAAGCCUACAGCUAUACGUGGAGGCUUGCCCCAGCCCUUGUCACCACGAACGACGUACUGUUCAAACCUUUCAAAAACCCCGGCUCGGUCAUCAGGUUUUCCCCUGUCAGGGAGUCUGAUGCAGGGACGUACCGGUGUGAUGUGCAGGUGCUGAAGACAUUCAAAGUUGUCAAGAGGGUUUACUUUGGGGUCAGAGUGAUCCAAACUGACUUGGUGGAUCUGAACUUUCAAAAAUCCUUGACUUGGGAACAGAAGUUAGCAGCAAAUGAGGAGGAAGGAAACACAAACAACGGCACCCACGAAGAAGUGCAAGAACAGCAGCCCUUUUGGCAAAGAGACUUGUUUUAUGAAUGCUUGGUGGGAAUUGGAAGUGGAGUGAUAGGGGGUGUCUUGGUGAGUGUGGUGCUCUGCUUCUUGUGGAAGAUUUUGAGAAAGAGAGCUGCAAAGUAAUGAACUGAGAUUUAAUGCAAUUUCUUGUCUCUCUCUCCAUUAGUAUUGAUGCGUUAUUUCAUGGCGAUGUUUGUAAUUUUUUUUCUUUUUUCUGGCUGACACAGUUUAUUACCCAAUAUUUUCUUAAGCUUUGGAGUCUGGUAACUUAGUACAGGACUAGAACUUGAGUUUUAAUGGAGUAGGGCAGACAGUAGCUCCAAAUGGGGCAAAGGUUUGCCUCCACGUUGUGUGAAAGGCUGGUCUGGAAUCAUCCAGACACGACAGGAGCUAGAGGACACCAAGCCACAGAAAACUGCUCGCUGCUAACCGCCUUGCUGUGCUCUUCUAAUGGGCCUUUAUUUUACCUCUAGGCUGGUCGGAGGGGGGGGUUAUUUAGCUAGUAACUUGCAAUCUUUAUCCCUGUCUCAUUUCCUUGAAUUUCUUCUGCCUUGCUGAGAACUCUGGUGAUGCGAGCUGACAGAAAUCGCCGUUUGAUAGAUGAUAUUUCUCCAGCGAGAGGUGCAAAGAAGUAAGGAUGCUUCUGAGCUGGGCUUACCAGGUUUCCUGCUUCUUUGAGGUCCUUUCCAUCAGAUCCAAGUGGUCCGGUCUCAGUCACUGUGGGGGUGAGGGGCGGACCACCACUGCCUGCUUCCUCUAGAGAGAUUUAUCUCCUUCCACUAGAGCCUGGAAAACUGUAAAGUAUUUUCAGGCGAUAGCUUGGAGCUUGCCCUGUUUCCUUUGUAGUGUGGAACAGUGAAGCAGGGAGCAUUGGGUAGCACAACAAAUCUUCAAUUUGAGCACUGCUGCUUAGGAACAUAACCGGGUGUUUUUAAUCAUGACUCAGAGCUGAGCUCAUUCCUGAAAUGUUUGAAGGGGGAGGAAGGGAAGAGUUCAGUGGGCUUGUGGAUCUUUUUAUUUUUCAUGGUGAUUAAUAAGUAUAAAAGAUGCCUCAACUCUGUAGGGAGUAUUGUUUCCCCCUUGGUAGCAGAAUCCACAGAGGGACCUAUUAAGUGCCUUCUCUUUCUACUUUCUGUAUCUUAUGUUACA